AUCAAACGAAACGGUGAAACAGCUGAGUGAGAACCUCCAUUACGAAGAACACGAGUCGAAAAUAUCAUAUUACAAAAUGUCUGCAAAAACACUUUGUUUUCUCCUGGUAAUCCUGGUAAUAUCUUACGACAUUGAAGCAUUCACAGCCGGCGCUGGAAAUAUUGGAAGCAGAGGAAUAAAAAGAGGCUUAGUAAACAAGGUAAGGUUUUAUCACGGACGCAAAACUAAGAAUUUUCUUAAAGCGAACCAAUAACAAAUUUUUGCCAGUUUUGAACUAGUUCGAUGUCACAAAGAGGUCGAUGGCAAUUUCUCUAAUAUAGUGAGUCAAAUCAGUUUUCAAAGAUAUUCCUUCGUUCUUUUUGUGCUUAAUUUUAUGAUUCCCCACAAAACGCAAACUUUAAUUUCUAGCUAAUAUUUUAUCGUGCAGUAAAGUAAAAUUGGCUAUGUGAAAAUAUUGUUUGAUAACCGUAUAUCAAGAAUUGGCUUCAAUUUUACUCGCUGUAAAAGUGAAUUCGCUGCAACCGACAACAAGAAUUGCCCGUGGGAAAGUGAUUGAAGAAACAAGCAUUAAAUUAAGAUGCGUGAAGUAUCAGUCAAUUUUCCAUUUUUCUUUUUUUGCUCAAAUUUCCAAGCUCUUUCUCUGUAUUUUUGACGCUUUACAGCAACAGUAUGUGGAAAUAUAUUUUUGCAAUUUUCUUUGUAAUAAGCGUUUGCUGUCUUAAAGUCAAUAUAUUCGUAAAAUACCUAUAAAAAAUAAAUGUUUCGUUGUUGAUUGAGCCAACUCUAAAUACAUUGUGCGAACGUUAGCCAUAAAUGUAGCCUUACACUUUUACAGAAGAAGCACUGUAAUUAAUCUUUUAUAUAAAAAGUUGAUAGUUUUACUAGGCUAGUGUUAGGCCUUGAAGGGAGGCAAAGGAAAAACGUUUUCUUCAAAAUAGGAAAAAUGCAGGCUAUCGAGGCUUCUCCAAAGGCCAGAAAUAUAUGGAAGUGAGAUUGAUCAGAAUUUAUAACUUUAACUAUUCACUUUUAAUAUUUCACUGUAACGACUUUUAAUGUUGUUCCGGCUUAGAAAUUCAGAUUGAUUUUGUGCAUAUGAUUUUGAAAUAUUUGAAAAUUUAUGGUCACAGGAACGCCAUUUUCGGCAGGAUGGGCAGUUGAGACCAAUGGUUCAGGCUAUUUUAAUUUUUUCAGCGGCAGAAUCAUUGUGACUGAGGGAGGAGGGAGCACAUGCAUGCCCAGCUAGUUAUGGUAGCUGGUUUUAAAAAAAGGAAGUUGGAUGAGGUAGUUUGACUGAAAUAUGUAGGUUGCAAAAAAUCAUAAUCUAACUCAAUUUAAACUGGAUAUAUUUGGAUAUGAUAGAUAGUGGGGCUGCACUUCAAAUUGCAUAAAACAUCCGCCAAACUUUUCUAGUUUUCUUCUGGCUGAAGUCACACACCAAGGCUUCUAGCUUUUAAAUCUUUUUAGAAUUUGUGAGUACCGGAUGGGUCAUCAGGAAAAGGGGACCUAACCAAGACGUGGUGAACUGCAUGCAUUGUUUUAUUAAGUCUCUUGAGUUUUAUUUUUGGCAUUAUCUUUUAUAGGACUUUUAGACACAACAUUUUGGCAUACAUUUCAAUCGGUAGACAAAGGUUUGGUCAUGAGAAUACUAAAACACCCUUUUAAGGGACCAACGGGACCCUCUCUACGGGGUGGGAGGUGGAUGGGGAGAGAUAUACUUCACUAGAGGGGCUAACAUUGGCACGGGGGGACUUGCAUGCCAAAAGUGGCCAUGCACUCAAAUAAUGGAGGGUGCCCUUUACUGGAUUUCUUGAAGGAGUCUUGCAGGGAAAACUGAUACAGUUUAAAUGCUUAUCAACAUUUCGUGUCAUUUUGAGUACGAAUUAUACAUAUUUAAGCACUUUAGCAGACUGGGUCUCUAUAUAGACGUAGCUCAAUUAUUAAAUUUCCGGAAUUGAUCAUAGUGCAGCUCUUCUUUUACAGCUAGUAAAACCUGUACUGGUUUGAUACAAACGGAAUGAGUUCUUCUUACUGGAAAUUUUAUAUUUCUUUUUCAUUUUGACCUGAAAACAUAUUUAUUAUAUAAACAUAAGUGUUAUAUAGAGUUUUUGGCCACUGAGAAAAAUCGUAUUUAAACACACGUAAAAAAUACGAUAUUUUUACGUGUGAAAAUAUCAUUUGUUGCAAAACGCAUUGCCACGGACGUUUUAUUGUUUUUCACUGAAUUUUGAAUGGGUGCUUGGAAAUACCAGAUUUAUUUCUCGUGUUGAACAUGAUAUCUCACUCGUUCGCUGCGCUCACUCGUGAGAUAUCAUGUUCAACAAUCGAAAUAAAUCUGGUAUUUCCGCGCACCCAUGUAUUAUUCUCUAUAUAUAUACGGCUAUUUGAAUUAAGGUUGUCUACGAACAAAGCGGAAAAGUCGAAUACGAGCGCGAAAGGCUGCUGGGAAUCGCUCAUUAAUUUGUUAGCGAUUCCCAGCAGCCUUUCGCGCUCGUAUUCGACUUUUCCGCUUUGCUCGUGGACAACCUUAAUUUGAAAUAGCUGUAUACAAGUGAAUUGGCCUCUUGACUUGAAAGCAUAUAUAUAUACAAGUGAAUUAACCUCUUCGCGACUCUCCUUAGCCCUCUUAUAUAGGCUUGCUUUCCCGCGCGUUUUGUUCCUUGCAAAUUUGGCCUCAACUGCUCGCUGCAUGAGCUUAUAGCAAUAAUUAUAUAAAAAAUUAUCAAAAUUUACAUCAAUAUUCUCGUUUUAUCGGGCUUGAAAAUAAAACAUACAAGAUGUUCGCAUGUCCGCCUCUCAACUUCAAAUUAUUAAUUCAGCAUAAAUAUUAAAUACAGACAGAUGUGCAGCUGUUCACGACUUUAUAGGGGAGGAGUUUUAUAUACUGAGUAGCUAGUGAUAUAUUAUUUUUUGGAUGGCAGAUUUACAUUUCUUAUGUUUACAAAAUGUUGGAUGUUUGUUCACUGAAAUGGUUUCAAACAUAUAUCUGAAUUGUUCUCAGGAUUCUUCAUAUUCUUAAAAUCAUAUUUCAAUGAAUAACGGCUGUGAGAUUUAUAAUGAGAUGCACGACACUAAUAUCCGUCAUGUUCAGUUUUUUAGAGAUAUUAAUAUGAGCGCAAAUAUUAUUUGAACUAGACUAAUUAUAAACAUAAAUUCCGCGCCUUUUCGAAAUUGAUCAUUCAAGAUUAAGACAACUGGAAUAGUAAUCUAGAUUUAUAUGCGGUUAAAAUGUUAUUAAUUAUGGAACUGACAUAUAGUAAAUAUAUAUAUAGUGCUGCCUUCCAUGCAUGCUUUAUAAUUGAGAAAAUAUCAUAUUUUGAAGCCAAAAUCAGACCGUAUCUCCACAGAUUAUAAUUAAGCAACGGUCGAAUGGCAAAAAACGGAAGAAACAAAGUGAAAUGACUAAAAAGUAAAAAGAAAAGAAUAGUGAAAAAGUCAGACACUGUUAAAAUUCCUUCGAUGUAUAAGCGAGCAAACAUUCACAAGUUAAUUGCAUGGACGUGUGACUCAGCAUCAUUGUGCAGAACAUGAAUUUUUCAAAAUCUAUUCCAUCUACAAUUAUAAUAAAUUUACUGAAAAAUUACAACAUAUUGCGUUAGAAACCUACUAGAAAUGACACAGAGUCAGAAAGGAGAUACGCGGUAUUUUUAAAAAAUGGCAAAUGCACGUUUAAAAAUCUUGAUACAAAAUUCGCAAGAUAUCGAUUGAGUCACAGAAUAAAAAUAAUAUUGAAAUGCCGAAUUUGCUAAAUACAAUAGUCCUCUUGAUGUUCUUAAGAUUGAAAAUUGAUUACAACAUAUAUUUAAUAACAUAGAUUGAAAUUUCGCAAGAUAUUUCGCGAGAUUACGAGGAGUAAUGCUACGAAAAAUUUGUCGCCGCCCUUUUCAAUGAGAAGUAUUAAGCACAAGACUCAAGAUUUCAAAAUUUUCUGAGGAAUCCAUGGAAUCGAUCGAGUUUGUGGCCUGUUCCCACCACACCAUUCAUUAUUCGGUCACCUAUGCCAUGGAAAUUGAUCUACAGGCAAUUGAUCUAAUUUAAUGUUAAUUUAAAUUUAAUCACAAAUUUGUAAAAUUUCAAUAAAGUUUCAAUAAGUUUCAAUAAAAGUUUCAAUAAGGAAAUCAGGGUUGCAUGCCAGAUUGUUGAAUAAAUAAGCCAAAGAUUGUUAUAAGCGGCCCUUUGAUGUCUUUGUAUCGAACAAAAAAAACAAAAGGUUAUGAUAAUAAUAUUUGGCUUAUUUGUUCAGCAAUCUGGCAACCCUGAUGGAAAUUAAAGAGUUCAUCAUAAAUUUGGCUAAAGUUUGUUAAUAUACAAAUCAGAUCCUUAUAUGUUUUUUUUAUAUUUUAGGACUUCAGAAUCUUCAAAAACAUUUGUACAUGGGCGAGUGAAUACUGUCCUUCAAACGCUGAUAACUGGUAUGCAACGAAAGUCGCAAAGAACGAAGAAACUCCGAAUAUCCUGGAAACGGAAAAAGAAAUUCUGUCACAGAAAUGAACCAUAAAUACCCAUAUCAACGUGUAUUUUAUUUAAAUCAUGUGAUGAAAUAAAUUGAGAAAUAAGAACGAAAGACCAAAGAAUAUGUUGUUAUAUCUAUUUGAUUUUAUGUUGUAAUAAUAAAAAUGCAAUUCGAAGAUUAUUUAAUAUAUUGCCUAUAAAUUAUG
Paramuricea clavata is the source of this 4655-nucleotide messenger RNA. Lineage: Eukaryota; Metazoa; Cnidaria; Anthozoa; Malacalcyonacea; Plexauridae. The record is from the annotation of a GenBank genome assembly.